Culex pipiens pallens (northern house mosquito) is the source of this 3121-nucleotide messenger RNA. RefSeq names its product ceramide synthase. Bases 394 to 1596 code for a protein of 400 amino acids. The record is from RefSeq and is a predicted model, not a curated record. The transcript is spliced from 6 exons. Gene Ontology annotation, cellular component: membrane; endoplasmic reticulum. Gene Ontology annotation, biological process: lipid homeostasis. NCBI's taxonomy places the organism in Eukaryota, Metazoa, Arthropoda, Insecta, Diptera, Culicidae.
CCUCCGUGUAGAUCACUCCUUGCUCGUGAGUAGGUGGAGCAAAUAAAAAAAAGUCGCUUUGCUGUGACAGAAUAUUGUGUGUCCUGCGUGUGUAUUUAAUCGGAAUUAAUCUUCUUGUGGAAGAAACGACGGCUGCACUAACUGCGCAAAAUGUUUUGAACGCAAAUCUUGAUAACUCUCGGACUAAAAACGAUGAGUAUGCACAAGUAAAAGAUAAGCAACAGUACAGUGAUCGCAUGAACGAACAAAACACGUUGCACCAUCAUCUAUUGCUGCUGCUGACGGCGUGAUUCAACGAUUAAACAGAGACACUCCAGUGCAUUCAGCCAGUGUGCAGUGCACCCCCAAAGGCACUAGCAAAUUUAUUAGUGCACGCGAGACAACCGUUCAGCCAUGACCGGCGGAGGCGCCACGCACAAAACCGACCCCCGGGGUUGCCUGUUCCAGCUGCUGUACUCGCUGGGGUCGUUUGGCCUGGCCUGUGCCAGCCUUUGGGAGCUCAACCCAUCGGACAGGAUCAGCAUCCAGAAGGGGUCGCUGCUGAUCGCGCUCGGCUUCGUGUACUUUGUGGCGCUCACCGAUUUUCUCAACAAGCUGAUUCUGCGCACCAGCAUCGGACUGAGCUUCGUGAAAAAGUACCGGCUCAGAAUCUCCGACGUGCUGGAUAUCACCAACAAAAUCGUAUCGGCAGUGCAGGCAAUGUUCUCCUGCCUGGCCGGCUUUUUCGUGUGCCGAUGGUCUUGUCCGCGCAACUUCCUGCAGGCGUCGCACUUCCUGUCCGAGUCAUACGCCUGGUUCGCGGCCUCGUACUUUUUCUACGACAUCUGGUCCAUGUACAAGGUGUACGCCGCGGAAGCGUCCAACAAGAUCCUGGCCACGCUUGGACUGGGUGCGAACAACGCAAACGGGGCGGCGGCUGCGGCCAAACGAAGCAAGGCGGAGGGCGAUAGUGGUGCGGCGGCGGUAGUGAAUGGCGGGGCGGGAGGUGCCCUGGAUGAAAUUCCCAGCAUUAGCAACGGCUCGCUGUCGAUUCUGCUUGCGAGCAAGCUGGGAACGCCGAGCUUUUUGCGCUAUCUGAUCACCCACAAGCUGAUGGUCUUCCACCAUCUGUUCAUCGGUUCGUACGGGUUGAUGGUCAUCUCGUUUCUGCGAGGUGGGCUGGGCGAUUGCGUGUUCAGCUUCAUGUACAUGAUGGAGCUGUCGACUCCGUUUGUAUCAUUCCGAGGCAUUCUGAGCAUCAUGGGGCUGAAGGAAAGCAAAAUGUACGUCAUCAACGGACUGGUUAUGCUUUUUACGUUUUUCUGGUGCCGGGUGUUUUUGAUGCCGUACGUCUGCUACUAUUACAGCCAGGUCGUAAACUUGCCGUUCUUUGAGGCUUUCUGGCGAUUGCCGCGAGGAUGUAAAAUCAGUAUCUUGGCGCUGUUUCUGCCACAGCUGUACUGGUUCCGACUAAUGUUGAGAGGCGCUAUUAAGGUUUUCGGCAAGAAGAAAUCACCCACCAAUGGCUCGCUGGGCAACGACGCGGCAACCAACGCGAACAACAAUGGCAUCAAGCCAUCCCAAUCCAAAGAUAGAGAGAUAAGAUCGCUGAUGUAAGAGAAAACAAAACAAAAAGUUACUGUAAGCCCUAUUUCAUUCCUUCCGAUUUUUGGGAUUUUCUGUUUUGCUGUCACAUGUUUUAUGUGCUGUGUCUAUAGGGAAUAAUCAUGGUGGCUUCGGUGGUCGUUUGUGUAACAAAACCUGGAAUUCAUCCCCGAACGACCACCUGUAACGGUAGUGGAGUGUAAACGUUGGUUUUGUCCGGUAGAUUUAGUAUUAUAGUGUUAUUUAGUCCUCAUUAGCUUCCUUUUUGCGUUGACUAGUCAAUACAUAGAUGUUUAAGCACAUUUGCGUGCAGCUACAACCCUUCCAAUGACGCAGGUGUGCCAACAACAAAGUAAAACGAAACAAAAGGCUAUAACUUUGCCGCUAGUCGCUUGAGAGGACGUUCCACUUAAGAGUAAUAAUUUUGAUGAGGCAUUUUCUUUUCUUCUACCAGUCCUUUUCCAUAAUUUUCCGUUACACAGCUAUAUAGAAAUUUUGGGGCAGAAACGCAUUUUAUCUUGCCAAUGCAAAACUAAUACAAUGCAAUAGGUGAUAGAUUUCUUACGCCAACUGAGAAAGAGCAGCUUAUAAUAAAACCGAAGACAUUUGUAACACACAAACACGUAAAGCGCAGUAACGAAUCCGAUGUUGCUAGAUUGUUUAAUGUUGAUGUUACAAACUAGAGCACACUCAGCAGCAUGUAGUUGGCUUUACGGUAUAUUCAAAACGAUGCUAUCUAGGUCAAAAUAAUCCUGAAUAUGAAAAUAUCAAUGUCAAAGGAGCUUUCAUUUUUUAGAAAAUAUACACAUUUACAAGAAUGUUUGGAUAUAUUUUAACCUCCAAGUGUGCAACCAAAGAGACAUUGUACAGAUUGGAUCGAACAAGCUGAACAAAAGAAUAAUCAAAACCCAUCAGUACUAUACACAUUGGUUCUCGUGUUAAACCUUUAAUACAAAUUAAUUUCAAUGCAACUAAGGUAUAGCCCUACACGUUGAUAGAUUCCACCCGAACGCAGUGCGAAUUGAACCCAAACCCAAUCGAUUAUAUACCACAUACUAUUAUAGUGUUUAACUAACCUGUACACCAAAACACUGCUUUCGCCGUUCAACGCUGUCAAGAGAAACAAAUUUUACCACCUAGCAGCAGCACUGCACAAAAUUUGUGAGUGCAAACAACAACAACAAAAAAGAGAUAUAAUCACACCCUUUUUAAAGAAAACAAUAUUAUACAGUGUGUAUUCGUUGUACUAUGCAUGUGAACUACUGGAUUGACCGCCGAGGUGCAGAAACAGGAAGAAACCACCAGAGGAAGACUUUGAGGCGGUCGGGUGUGCAGUUGGGAAUGAUUCUCUGAGAAAUAUAGUAUACAAUCGACAUUUAAUGUUAUCGAUUAGAAAAUGUUUAGAGGAUAGUAUAUUUUUUGGAUAACCUUGUACGUUUAUUGGGCAAACAUUUACAAAAUAAACUCGUGGGGGUAGUGAAUGAAGAAAAGGAAAAACAUUGUUGUAAUGUUGUAAAGAAAUAAAUUUACUUGAAAU